Messenger RNA from Cydia pomonella (codling moth), 2199 nucleotides. RefSeq lists its product as uncharacterized. The transcript is spliced from 7 exons. Lineage: Eukaryota; Metazoa; Arthropoda; Insecta; Lepidoptera; Tortricidae. The record is from RefSeq and is a predicted model, not a curated record. The coding region runs from base 1 to 2199 and encodes 732 amino acids.
AUGCCAACAGGAAUGGACCAUCCCAACCUGACGACACGUGCUUGUGCUUUCGUUGUGACCCUAUCGCACGUCGUCGAGUCGACCUUCGCAAAAGUCUGCAAGCAGCGCAUCAGCUUUACCGCUAGCUGCCUUGCUGUGCUCGACCGUGGUGGUGAUUGCAACUUGUCGAACGAAAACAAAGCCGCGCUUAAGGUAGAUGAUUUGCUUAAAUUCAUUCGCGACCGCGCCGAUAUGUUAGAAACCUUAUUGGUUACGCACAGCCGGUCUAACACUAAUAGCACUUAUCCGCAGCAUGAUGCUAAAAAAUCAUACACUCAUAACGCGCAGACGGCUCCAAAGGACGAGAAGGAAGGUGCCAGUGACAAGCGCUCCGUAGCAUUGCUGGCAACAGACAACGCAUCAAGGUCGCCCUCCUCCUCCUCCUCGAUCACUGAUAAUAAUAUUGCACACGCACAACACGUAUUGCAGGUAUCGAACGCACACAUAGACGAAGACGUAUACGCGCGAUUGUCUUCGAGGCGACCUGUAAUAGUCGUUUACGACGCUAGCGCCCCCACGACCAGUGGCAAGUCGCUGAACGACAUACAACGCGUAGGUGCACCUAUUCAAGGCGAUUUGAUUGCCAUAUUGCUGAGAUUCCGCGAAAAUAGGUUUGUUGCAUGCGCCGACAUAGAAAAACAUUAUAGACAAGUUUUAAUUGACGAAUCUCAACGCGACUUACAACUUAUUUUAUGGCGCGAUAAUCCAUGCGACAACCUUGACAUAUAUCAGCUGAGUACCGUUACAUACGGCACGGCGGCCGCUGCCUUCCUCAGUUGCAGGUGUCUCAAACAGUUGGCGCUAGAAUGUAAUGACCCCGAAGUAGCUAGAACGAUUAGAGACGAUUUGAUCUCUGGAUCGUCUACAAUUCCCGAAUUGCUACGAAUUUGUGACGAAACCGCGAAAGUUUUAAGUUCUGGUUGCUUUCCAUUACGAAAAUGGGUUUUUAACUUCGAUUGUACCGAUCAACGUUAUAAUGAUGAUACAUCAAAGGAAUUAUCAUUAGGCGAACACGCGCAUAGUAAGACUUUAGGUCUCGGUUGGUACAACAAAAGUGAUGAAUUGUUCUAUCAUACGCGACACGAGUCAAAUCCUAAACCUGUCACAAAACGCAUAAUAUUAUCCACGGCAUCACAGGUUUUUGAUCCGCUCGGAUUAUUAAGUCCGAUGAUAAUUAUUGCUAAAUGUUUAUUACAACGGUUGUUUUUAUUAAAGGUGGAUUGGGACGCAGCGGUUCCCGAUGACGUCACGCAAGCCUGGCACCGCUUUGUAAACAAUCUAGCUAUUUUACCUAGCAUUCGCAUACCACGCCAUGUUAUGUGCAAUGACCAUAUAUGUAUAGAAUUGCAUAUAUUUUCAGACGCAAGCCAAUUAGCUUAUGGCACUUGCGCCUAUGUACGAACGAUUGAUGAUAAAUCAGCUGUUACCGUCCGGUUGCUAUGCUCAAAAAGUAAAGUGGCCCCAAUUUCGCCUCCGUUGAGUACGCCUCGAUUGGAAAUGUCCGCGUGUUUAUUGGGCGCUAAAUUAUAUAAUAAAAUAAAAGAAUCGUUCCGCGCAAAAUUCAACCGAGUAAUAUUUUAUACCGAUUCAACAAUUGCUUUAAGUUGGCUCCGAAUGCAGCCUAAUUUACUAAAACCUUUCGUUCAAAAUAGGGUUGCAGAAAUCCACGAAAUAACGAAAGAACAUUCGUGGCAUCACGUUAGCGGCAAGUGCAACCCGGCCGAUUUGGUUUCUAGGGGAGUACAGUUGGACGCACUUCGCACCUCCAGUCUCUGGUGGACCGGUCCCGACUUCCUUCAUGACAUUAAUUAUAAUGCUCAGAGUGUCGAUCCGUCAUUGUUGCUAGACGAGUCCCAGAUACCCGAACGUAAAACUAAUCCUAUGACUAGUCUGGUAUGCAACGACAAUAACAAUAAUAACCUAUUUACAUUCGACAGGUUUUCUCAGUUCAACCGUAUGCAACGCGCGGCCGCAUAUGUGCUUCGCUUCAUUCAUAACGCGCGCAAUAAAGAUGCACGUCGAACCGGUGCGCUCACUGUAGAUGGACUGAGGGAAUCUGAAAUAUUACUCUCCCACUUAUCGCAAUUGGAGUCAUUAUCGGAUGUUCACAAUGACCGCAGCAUAUAUUGUUCUCGCUUCGCGAGGCCUGGUGGCCUGUAA